CAAUGUGAAUAAAAAAAAAAAAGCGGUUCACUUUAGCGUAGUCUCUCUCUCCAUCCAUGGUGUUUUGGGUGGAGCUUUACGCAAGCCCAUUACACCCGUCCAAGGAUUCUCUAUAUCUUUCCCUUCUCUUCCGUCUCUCUUCGUUUCCCAUCUCUGUCUUUGGCAGAGAAACGAAAGGAAAUACAGAACAAAAGACAGACCCUUUUUUUGUUUUCCUUCUCUUCUCCUUCCGCUCCCAACCAACUUUUCUUUCAAUUUUUGAUUUGGUGUUUUAGGCAAAAAAGGGAAAACCCAGAAAUGUUUAUAUGAAAUUGAAUCAAACUUUGUUGUAAAAAUCCUUACUUUGUAAACAUUUCCAAAAAUUUCCAAUUUUUUUCCUUUUAUAUCCAACAACGGCAAAGUUUCCAUGGGGAACAUCGGAAGUAGCGGAGUAAAUGGCCGGCGAAGGACCAGCGGCCGGAGAAACCACCCUCCUCCGCCACAGCCACCUCCUCCAGCACAACCGCAACCUGAAAUCCCCACCAACCGUUACGUCUUCGCAGCCGCCACGCCUUACCCGCCCCAAUAUCCGAACACGAACCCACCCCAUUAUUACCAGUAUCCAGGUUACUAUCCGCCUCAGCCGCCGAUGCCGGUGCCGCUUCCUGCUCCGUACGAUCAUCAUCAUCGAGUUGGGCCCCACAUGGAGCCCGCCAAUUGGAGUAGGUAUGCUUGUGAUCCGAUGAUGCCAUCGCACCCGGUGCCGUAUAUAGAGCAUCAAAAGGCGGUUACUAUAAGGAAUGACGUUAAUUUAAAGAAGGAAACUUUGAAAUUGGAAGCUGAUGAGGAGAAUCCUGGGAAGUUCUUGGUUUCUUUCACGUUUGAUGCUACUGUUGCUGGAAGCAUGACUGUUAUUUUCUUUGCAAAAGAAGGUGAAGACUGUAAUCUGACACCAAUGAAGGAAAGUAUUCUACCACCAGUAACUGUGCAUUUUGAACAAGGUCUUGGACAGAAGUUCAGACAGCCCUCUGGAACAGGGAUUGAUUUCUCUAUGUUUGAGGAGGCAGAAUUACAAAAAGUGGAUGAGGUGGAUUUCUAUCAUCUGGCUGUGAAAGCAGAGGCAUUGCCUGUCAACCAGAAUGGGUCAGAUGGAAACAAAGUGUCAGGAGCCAUGAAUUCUCAGAUAACUCAGGCGGUGUUUGAGAAGGAGAAGGGUGAAUACCAGGCAAGAGUAGUGAAACAGAUUCUCUGGGUGAAUGGUAUGAGGUAUGAGCUGCAAGCAAUAUAUGGGAUUGGAAAUUCAGUUGAUAAUGAUGUUGAUGCAAAUGAUCCUGGAAAAGAAUGCGUUAUUUGCCUCUCAGAGCCUCGGGACACAACUGUUCUUCCCUGCAGGCACAUGUGCAUGUGUAGCUCCUGUGCAAAGGUUUUGAGAUGCCAGACUAAUCGGUGCCCAAUUUGUAGGCAGCCAGUUGAGAGGCUUUUGGAGAUAAAGGUGAACAACGGCCCUGAUGAAUGAGCAGAGAACAUGUUAUUAUAACUAUCUUUCUGUAUAGUAAAGCUUGUUGUUGCCUUUCUUUUCUUUAUCCACUUUCUUUUGUCUUAUCACUUUUAAUUUGCCUUUUUGUCCUCAUCUCCUUUGUUUUACAUGUCAGGCCUUUCUAAUAAUCAAACAGGAAGUUGUAAUCAAUAUGCUACAUGGUAUGAAUGAAUUGCUGAAAUUUCACACUAAUAUGGAUGCCAUUUUGCUUGCA
Theobroma cacao (cacao) is the source of this 1730-nucleotide messenger RNA. Its product is annotated as putative E3 ubiquitin-protein ligase LUL2. NCBI's taxonomy places the organism in Eukaryota, Viridiplantae, Streptophyta, Magnoliopsida, Malvales, Malvaceae. The record is from RefSeq and is a predicted model, not a curated record. Gene Ontology annotation, biological process: protein ubiquitination. Gene Ontology annotation, molecular function: ubiquitin protein ligase activity.